Molecule: messenger RNA, 945 nt
Organism: Bipolaris oryzae ATCC 44560
Lineage: Eukaryota; Fungi; Ascomycota; Dothideomycetes; Pleosporales; Pleosporaceae
Exons: 2
Coding region: 1-945 (314 amino acids)
Source: RefSeq, a predicted model, not a curated record
AUGCACGCCAUGCGCGCCAUUGCCUUCUUCGCGGUUUCCGUAGUAGCUGCUUUCCAGACUGGCCUGGAGGGCCACCUCGUGGAGCCCGCCCCGGUUGGAGCAGUGGCUGCUCGUGACGAAGGCUGUAGCAAGUUACCCAAGCUCUGCACAGAUACGGUGCUGCUCCAUGGCGGCCAGACGAUUCUCACCUAUCUGUGCCCCGAGACUCAGGGCCCGACUGCCACGGUCACUAUCACAUCGACUAUUACUCGUACUGUGACUGGCAGCGCCAUCCAUGCACCAUCUUCUGGUCAGGCUAGCCUUCCUGUCUCUGCUUGCGAUGAACUUACCACAACUACGACAAUCCAGUCAACAACGCAAGUCACAGUUACAGAGAAGGUCGUCAAAGUUAGAACUACUACGACGCCUUCAAUCCUCCCACCACCGGCCACUAUCACUGCUACCUUUACAGCAAUCCCGCUGUCUGAGCUCAAGCCACCGUUCCCCAUCAAGCCAACAUGGUCUGAGUUCAAGAAUGUGUCCACCACGAGUUAUCCGACAGCUACCGGGGCGAGGGCAUCUCCAGUCUUCAACUUGACCUCCCUAGUCAUGAACUUCACCUCUUUCGACUUGGUCUCCACCCACGCACCCACUAACUUGUCUUCGACUGCCUACAUCCCCUCGACUACUACUACUGCUUCAGCCGCCUACUAUCCACAUUCAACCACUAAUAACACAUCGUCUGGCAUUGGAUAUAACUUCCCCAGUUUGAACGUCAUCAGGCAGGUUGAGUCUGCCACGACUGUCACCACCACUGCCUCUGGAGUCACAACUGAGACCGGCAUGGCUGAUGAAAAUGGCGUCUAUUACGUCAUGAAGACUGCCAGCACAGGUAUGGCUGGCGAGAAUAGCAUCUCUUUCGUUGCGCUAUUUCUCGGUAUGGUGGCCACUGCUUUCAUGUUCUGA